UGGACCUGGUAGUCGGCCAGCAAGCAGCAUGGAGGCACCCUGGGGGAUCGUCAACGCUGAGCGGAGCUGGUACGUCUCUGCCCAGCAGCCUGAAGAGGCGGAGGCGGAAGACUUGAGCCCGUUGCUAAGCAACGAAAUUUACAGACAGGGAUCCCCAGGUGUUUCAUUUGGUUUUUCUGUGUUUAAUCUGACGAAUGCCAUCAUGGGAAGUGGCAUCCUUGGCUUAGCUUAUGUUAUGGCUCAUACUGGCAUCCUUGGAUUUAGUUUUUUGCUGUUGAUAGUUGCUCUCCUGGCUUCUUACUCAGUUCACCUCCUGCUUAGUAUGUGCAUUCAGACAGCUGUGACAUCUUAUGAAGAUCUUGGACUCUUUGCGUUUGGAUUACCUGGAAAGGUGGUGGUAGCCGGCACCAUCCUGAUUCAGAAUAUUGGAGCUAUGUCAUCUUAUCUUUUAAUUAUUAAAACAGAGCUUCCUGCUGCUAUUUCAGAAUUUUUGUCUGGAGACCAUACUGGGUCUUGGUAUCUUGAUGGGCAAACACUACUAAUAAUCAUUUGUGUUGGCAUUGUGUUCCCUCUUGCGCUUCUUCCUAAAAUAGGCUUUCUUGGCUACACAAGUAGUUUAUCAUUUUUCUUUAUGGUGUUCUUUGCUCUUGUGGUAAUAAUUAAAAAGUGGUCCAUUCCUUGUCCUCUGCCAUUAAAUUAUGUAGAGCAAUACUUCCAGAUUUCAAAUGCUACAGAUGAUUGUAAACCAAGGCUCUUUCAUUUCUCCAAAGAGAGUGUUUAUGCCAUACCUACCAUGGCUUUUUCAUUUCUCUGCCAUACCUCCAUAUUGCCAAUAUACUGUGAACUUCAAAGCCCUUCAAAGAAAAGAAUGCAAAAUGUAACCCAUACAGCAAUUGUUUUAAGUUUUCUCAUUUAUUUUGUAUCUGCACUCUUUGGGUACCUCACUUUUUAUGACAAAGUGGCAUCAGAAUUACUGCGAGGUUAUAGCACAUACUUGCCCCAUGAUGAUGUUGUCAUGACUGUGAAGUUAUGCAUACUAUUUGCUGUGCUUUUGACAGUCCCUCUAAUCCACUUCCCUGCACGGAAAGCUUUAAUGAUGAUAUUUUUCUCCAACUUUCCAUUCUCAUGGAUUCGCCAUUCUUUGAUCACUCUAGCACUCAAUAUUAUAAUUGUUUUGCUUGCAUUAUAUGUUCCUGACAUUAAGAAUGUAUUUGGUGUAGUUGGUUCCAGUACAUCAACAUGUCUGAUUUUUGUAUUCCCAGGACUAUUUUAUCUUAAACUUAGCAGAGAGGAUUUUCUCUCAUGGAAAAAGCUUGGGGCUUUUGUUUUGCUCAUCUUUGGAAUUUUGGUUGGGAAUUUUAGUUUAGCAUUAAUCAUUUUUAAUUGGAUUAAUAAAUGAAAGAAAUAUUUUCCUCUUCUUAUGAAGAAUAAUUUACCUCUGUAUGCAAAAAAGGAGUAAUUCUGAAAGACCCCUUGGAUAAAUCCUUUUUAUAUGGGUAAACAUUUUUGUAAACAUUAUCAGAAAAGCAGAACAAAGUGGGAAUAUGUAGGGGAAAGUGGGUUUAUAACAGUUUUAAUUAAAAUAAGAAAUACAAAAUGUU
Molecule: messenger RNA, 1601 nt
Organism: Lutra lutra (Eurasian river otter)
Lineage: Eukaryota; Metazoa; Chordata; Mammalia; Carnivora; Mustelidae
Gene: SLC38A6
Product: solute carrier family 38 member 6
Exons: 16
Coding region: 29-1399 (456 amino acids)
Biological process (GO): L-glutamine transport; amino acid transmembrane transport
Molecular function (GO): L-glutamine transmembrane transporter activity
Source: RefSeq, a predicted model, not a curated record